Messenger RNA from Microthlaspi erraticum, 963 nucleotides. The record is from the annotation of a GenBank genome assembly. NCBI's taxonomy places the organism in Eukaryota, Viridiplantae, Streptophyta, Magnoliopsida, Brassicales, Brassicaceae.
AUGACCCGUUACAGUAAGACAAGUGGUCGCAAGCAUAAGAAGCGUCGGACUAGCCAGAUAAUGGCAGAGAAGCAGUUGGAAGAGUCUAACCAAGGAAACGAAGAUGAGAAGCCUCAGUGUUAUUCUCCCGCAAAGGGAAUCGUCCUUGAGAACAUCGGUGUUGAUGCUAAGCAGCCUAACUCUGCCUUUGUCCCCAACGAUGGUUGCUUGAACAAGAUUGAGGAAAAUCAGGAGGAGGUCUUGACAAAAAUGGGUAAGACAACUGGUUUGGUAGCUUGUCGCAAGCUCGUAAACGAUCGGGCUAGCCGGCGACGGUCACUGGAGCAGAGAUUGGAAAAGCUGAUAACGGCAUCGGAGCGGCAGCGCACUGCUCCUCGCAUAUCAGGCCGAACUGUCCAGCCCAAAACUUGUGGGGUGCCUCCUCCUGACCCUAAACCCCAAACGAGAAUAAUCGCCGCGUUAUUGAGCUUAAUUAAUCAGCCUGAAGACAUGGAGAAAAAUGAGGAGGUCUUGACAUACAUUUGCAACAUAAGUGGUUUGAGAGGUGGUCGCAAGCUCCCAAGGUCUGGGAAGAACCGGAGAUUGGCAUUGGAGCGGAGAUUUGCAUCGGAGCGGAGAAUGGUAGAGCGGAUAUUGGUGUCAGAGCGGUUCAAAGCUCUUCGCGUUUAUAACUAUAGUAAGAAACUUGCUGCUUUUGUCCCCAACGAUGGUUGCUUGAACUACAUUAAGGAAUAUGCUGAACCAUCUUUUGUUUACGCUGCUGUUGCAGGAUAUAAGAUGAUUGCUGGAUUUGGUCCUAAGGCUCAUGCUGAGGGUCAUGCUGUGGGAGAUAUUCCCGGAGUUAGGUUCAAGGUCGUCAAGUAUGCUGGAUAUUCACACUUGGCUCUCGUUGCAGAGAAGGAGGAGGAGGAGGAGGAGGAGGAGAAGCCAAGAUGUUGUCCUGCUUGUGGUAGUUACGUUUGA